Monomorium pharaonis (pharaoh ant) is the source of this 1188-nucleotide messenger RNA. RefSeq lists its product as uncharacterized. The record is from RefSeq and is a predicted model, not a curated record. Bases 32 to 637 code for a protein of 201 amino acids. NCBI's taxonomy places the organism in Eukaryota, Metazoa, Arthropoda, Insecta, Hymenoptera, Formicidae. The transcript is spliced from 2 exons.
CGUCGUUUCACAAUCAAUUCGAGGGGAUUAUAUGGGUCAAAGCGCGCGCGAUAUCGGUUUACGACCGCCAACCGCGAUGGCAACAACCACCGCCUAUUUAUACGGCGCAGAGCUUUUUGUCAGUCGCGGGGUGGUUCUCGUCCUAAACAUCACAUCCGCCGAAAUGUGUGCCUUCCACGCUGACCGAGAGGAGGAGGACCGCGAGAGACGGCGGAGACGAAGCGCGAGGGAAGCCACGACAGGAACCACCGCCUCGGCUUUCUUCAGCGGGUUCAAACAUCCGCUGCACCAGCCGCUACCAGAUCUCUCGUUUACCACCCUCCUGCCGCCUCGGUUCACGCCUCAAAGAGGAACGCUCGUGCAUACGAGCGUUCAUUUCCCCUUUUCACGUCGGAAACGAAAGGAUGCGUUUCGAAUGCCCGCCUUUGCCCGCGGUUCUUCUCUCCGACGCCUCUCAAAGUCUCCGCUCUAUUUCCGGUUUUUCUCGCUGACAUCGUCGUGUUCUACUCUGCAAGUAUGUACCGAGAAGACUCUCUUGAUCGAUUGUGACCGCGUGUCUCGGAGGGAGACACAUCUGGACCAGGACGCUUGGACACGUCGGUCUUCUCCGAGACGAGAAAAGCGUGAAGGCGGAUGACUGGUGGACGAUGCCGGGCGACACGCAUUGUACGUCCGGACUCACGUGCACGCGCGAGAGAGGCAGCAGCUCGUCGAAUCACCAGCUGCCGAUUCGCCGAGUCGACUCCUGGAAGUACGGGAGUCGAUCUAAAAUUAGCUACCCCGGCAUGGCACCCCCGCCUAGCCCUUACAUGGCCACGUCACGGGCAUACACUCGGCUACUUCGAGAGAGAGAAAGAGAGGAGAGAAAAGGGAAACAAUAAUAAUCGUAGCCUGCCCGGCACGAGUUGAUCACGCGCGAGAUCUAGCAGCUGAAACUUAUCGACGUUUGGACCUUACUCCAGGAGCAAUCGGCGUAAGCUUGCAUUAGCGAAAUUGAAAGGAAACUUUGCAUUACGAAGUAACGGUAACUGCAAAAAAAAGAAUAAAGAUUUCUGUUUCUUUACAGGGAGAAAAGAUCUAUUUGUUUUUGUUCAUCUGUACUUUGCAUACUGUACACUUGAUUAAAUAAUGGCUGUUGAUUCUUUUAUUAAUUUAAAUACGUAAAAUAUAUAUUAUAUUAAACGCAAA